Messenger RNA from Priceomyces carsonii, 1968 nucleotides. RefSeq lists its product as uncharacterized. The record is from RefSeq and is a predicted model, not a curated record. The transcript has a single exon. The coding region runs from base 1 to 1968 and encodes 655 amino acids. NCBI's taxonomy places the organism in Eukaryota, Fungi, Ascomycota, Pichiomycetes, Serinales, Debaryomycetaceae.
AUGCCGUGUAUGUACUUUUCAGGUAAAGAAAGUGAAGACAUAACACUUGAUGAUCCUGAGAACGAUUACAUUAGGAUAAAUCCUGAGCUAUAUGCCAAAGUUCAGCUAGACAAUGAACAGAAUGCCAGAGUCUUUUUAGACACUUAUUUAUUAAGGAUACGCGAUUAUAUGCCAGAGGAUAUGUAUGCAGUGGAGCAAGAGGACCGAAUAGUAUCGAGGAGUGAUGCAUCUGUUUCCCUUGAGACUAGGGUAUUCAUACCAGCUCUUGUCUAUGUCACCAACUUAAUGAUCGUAGCCGACUUCAGGGAGAUGACCAGUAAUGAAUUCAAAACUACUUACCUUGCUCCACUUAAUGACGCUCUUAGGGAAUCUAUUAUCGGUGAUGGCUACUUGCUGAAGCGAUAUGCUUAUCCAUUUGGAGACGCUACUCAUGUGGAAGGUGAUAUCCAGCGAUACUUCGAUGAAGGAAUAGGGGGUUCGAUUAACACACUUUACCGUGAGAUUUGUGGGAAGUAUCAUAAGUUUGGCAAGCCAACUAUCAUAAGACCGCCUUUAGAUAGAAGACGGAUAAUAAAACCAGAUAUCGCUCACAUUUCCGUAGAUAAAUCAGCGCCUAAUCUACAAAAUCCAGAAAUCUGCUUCGCGAUAGGUGACUACGAAAAGAAAAAUUAUUAUUUAAACCAGGGUUUUGAAGAAUUGAAAAUGGCCAUUGCAAACUAUGAGACAGAUUUGUCGGGUCAGAGAACAUUAAGACUGCAGUUAACACAUACGCAUACUAUAUUUCAAGACCGAGAAUGGACACCCAGAGUGGUAUGUGCGUUAGUUCUAAGGAAAUAUAUUUAUCAAGCUUUACUCUGUGGUACGGAUAGAGUAUUCAUUUCAGAUCAUCAAUCAUUUUCUGGGUUUUUCAAGUAUAAAUUUGUUGACGACGAAAAAAUGACGAUAGACUACUUCGUUAUCAACGAUCCAGAGACUGUCGAGCAUGGCAUUACUUUAAGAUCAGCAAUUGCAGGAUUUUUCUACGAAGAGAGAAAAGGCGCACUCGAUACGAAACAAAGGUUGGCAACAACACUUCAGGUGGUGGGCAAAACAAAAGGAUCAGACCCAUUUGAGAAUGUAGUUCCUAGACCUGUGGAAGAACCAUCUCAUGACCGUAAACGGAGCAAAUUAUCUGGAAGUGCUCUCAGGAGUCAGUUGAUUUCAAUCGAGGAAAAUAUCGAGGAUGUUGACUUUGAUGUAAUUCAUGGUAAUACAUAUUGUCGUAUAAUCUACGAUGCCCCCAAAUGUUAUCCUGGACUCAGAUACGUACUUCCUAUUAGCGUUUUUGUUAAAUUGUAUAAUUAUCCAGACCUGGCUUUUGAAAAUUUUCCAGAGAAAGAAGACUAUUACGAUAUGUUUGUGAAUGAACUUGAAAUUAACAAAAUUAUCGCAAAUUCUCAAUUUGCUUCAAACUUUCCAAAACUCAUCGUAUCUGGAUACCUAAAUGGAAUUCCAAGUAAGCCAAUGCAUAUAUUUGAAGAUCUAGGAGAAGAGUUACCCAUAUCUGAGUGGAACUAUGACAAAGUAUAUGACGUUAUCAAAUUAAGACUUGAGGAAAUUCAUGUUUUGGGGAUAAGCCACAAUGAUGUCAGACUUUCCAAUAUUCAUGUUUCAGUUGCAGGUAAAAUUUCGUUGAUAGAUUUUGGAUUAUCAGCCUGUCCAAGCAGUAAAGAACGUAAAAAGGGUGAUUUUACAGAUCUAGAUCGGAUUUUUAGAAGACCGUCUUACAGCAACCAAAAUGAAGACCAAGGUGGUCAACGAGAAAUGAAUUGUGACGCAUCACGUAAAGAGUCUAAUAUUAAUAGAAAUUAUGGGUAUAAUGAGAUUAAGUCAUCGGAGGACGAAGGAGUUUUUGAGAGUAUAAGCAAAGAGUCCCAAGGUACAGAGCAAACAGAGAGGUCUUUCUUCCAAAGGACAGGUGAAAAAUAA